Molecule: messenger RNA, 787 nt
Organism: Dermacentor silvarum
Lineage: Eukaryota; Metazoa; Arthropoda; Arachnida; Ixodida; Ixodidae
Exons: 6
Coding region: 98-622 (174 amino acids)
Biological process (GO): transcription by RNA polymerase I
Source: RefSeq, a predicted model, not a curated record
CCAAAUGGAUGCGCGCGGCGUGCGGCUGAGAGCGUGUUGUAGAGUGGUGUGAUCACUAGAGUGUUGUGAUCCUCUUUAGUGUUGCAAACAUCUAGCCAUGCCUUCUGCGGAGGCUAAAAGGUACCAAGUUCCCACUGGCUUCUCUGCUACCACUGAUGGCGUUGCUCUGCCAGCAGAGGAAAUUUCGGCAGACGAGCACCGCCUAUGGCUCAUCCAGACUCCAAAUGAUGUUAACAUUUCGAACCUGGAUGGAGUGAAGAUUUCACUCCGAGGUGGUGACCAUGCUGUGCUUCAAAUUGGAGAGAAUAGUUAUGAAUUCACCAGGAAGGAACAUCAGAGGGACACUCAGCAGUUGUCUGUUUUGUUACAAGAGGAAGCAGGCGAACAGCUAACGCUUGCUUCAGGUCUCUUUUCUGGCAUGGCUACUCUCACAAAGAAAGCAGUGUGUCCAGAUAAACCGCAGGCUGCAAGCCCUUCAAAGCGGCCACGGCUGGAUUACUCGGCCCAUGAGACUGCCCGACAACGUUUUAUGCCAUUCGGGUCAGAUAAUGUGGUGACUGUCAGCAAACGACACAAGGACAAGGUGGAGAAGGUGAAGAAAAGCAAGAAGUCCAAGAAGUGAUCUGCUUUCUGUGGGGAAAAUGCUCUAGACACAGUUUUGGAGGAUAUCCAGACCACGUGCUUCGAUGGUGACAUUGUACAGUGAGGGUCUGGCAAUGGAAAAGCAGCAACAAUCUUGGCUCCAUAAGAUGCUGCAGUGUGAAAGAAAACUGUAAAUAUGCUGGAA